This is a messenger RNA of Sorex fumeus (smoky shrew), 1078 nucleotides long. RefSeq names its product beta-1,3-glucuronyltransferase 2 (gene B3GAT2). The transcript is spliced from 4 exons. Bases 70 to 1044 code for a protein of 324 amino acids. Gene Ontology annotation, cellular component: Golgi membrane. Lineage: Eukaryota; Metazoa; Chordata; Mammalia; Eulipotyphla; Soricidae. The record is from RefSeq and is a predicted model, not a curated record. Gene Ontology annotation, biological process: carbohydrate metabolic process; chondroitin sulfate proteoglycan biosynthetic process. Gene Ontology annotation, molecular function: galactosylgalactosylxylosylprotein 3-beta-glucuronosyltransferase activity.
ACUCCGCGCCGGGCUCCUCCGCUUCUCCCCUCCUCGCGGGGCUGGGGAGAGGCCCCCGGCGAGCGCACCAUGAAGUCCGUCCUGUUCAGCCGCUUCUUCAUCCUCCUGCCCUGGAUCCUCAUCGUCAUCAUCAUGCUCGACGUGGACACGCGCAGGCCCGCGCCCCCACUCACCCCGCGCCCCUACUUCUCGCCCUACGCCGCGGGCCGCGUGGGGACCCGCCUCCCGCUGGGCAGGGUCGGCCCCGGGCGCGGCUCGGAGAAGCGCAACGAGUCGCGACCCCAGCCCCGGCGAGAGCAGCUGCCCACGAUCUAUGCCAUCACGCCCACUUACAGCCGCCCGGUGCAGAAAGCCGAGCUCACCCGACUGGCCAACACGUUCCGCCAGGUGGCGCAGCUGCACUGGAUCCUGGUGGAGGACGCGGUGGCCCGGAGCGAGCUGGUGAGCCGCUUCCUGGCGCGGGCCGGGCUGCCCAGCACGCACCUGCACGUGCCGACGCCGCGCCGCUACAAGCGGCCCGGGCUGCCGCGCGCCACCGAGCAGCGCAACGCCGGCCUGGCCUGGCUGCGCCAGCGGCACCAGCACCAGCACCAGCACGCGCAGCCGGGCGUGCUCUUCUUCGCCGACGACGACAACACCUACAGCCUGGAGCUCUUUCAGGAGAUGCGAACGACCCGCAAGGUGUCCGUCUGGCCAGUGGGCCUGGUUGGUGGGCGCCGCUAUGAACGUCCGUUGGUGGAAAAUGGCAAAGUUGUUGGCUGGUACACAGGCUGGAGAGCUGACCGGCCUUUUGCCAUCGACAUGGCAGGAUUUGCUGUAAGUCUUCAAGUCAUCUUAUCUAAUCCAAAAGCUGUAUUUAAGCGCCGUGGGUCCCAGCCAGGCAUGCAAGAAUCUGACUUUCUAAAACAAAUAACAACAGUUGAAGAACUGGAACCAAAAGCAAGUAACUGCACCAAGGUUCUCGUGUGGCACACGCGGACAGAGAAGGUUAAUCUAGCCAACGAGCCAAAAUACCGUCUGGACACAGUGAAAAUUGAGGUAUGAACUGAAGCAGCAACUGGAGCCAUCUGCCUGGCCA